GGUGUUCGUCGUGCGCUCGUGCCGCCGCUUCUCGAACCGUCACCGUUACAGCAACGGUUGAUGCUUGCUUGCAGACACAUUCACACCAGGUUUGCGUGAGCACUUAUCUCUUGAAGAGUCACAACGCCUUGCUGUGCGUCCAGUCUGGGUCACGAAGGGCCGCGAGCAGCCUGGCGCAAGGAUAUGACGAGCGCGAUGCGGCAUCGACACUCUCGACUCUCCGACAAAGAAUUGUGAAACGAAAUGCAAAUGGUCGACAUCGCUUGCCUGUUUUGCGUCAACAUUAACCGUGACAUCAGGAAGCCUGCCGCAAGGAGGAGCUGAUUUCGAUAGUCUGCGUGAUGCAUUGCGCAUCACCGAGUGCGAGCAUACACACCGCUACGAUAGGAUCUCGGCGGCGCGGAGCGCGACUACGCCACUCACUAGAGGCCACACACAGGCACUUUGAUGACGCUUUCCAUCAUAUGAAUGGAGUCACGCUCAGCACGCCUUUUCCCCAGUCACCGCCACCUCGUUCGGCGUCUUAUGAUGGCUACCGUCAAGGACUCAGUCCACAGCCACGAGGCCACUCGUCAGCCGACAAGAAGCCUUCUCCCUUCUUUUUCGGUACUCGAAGAAGACACGCCUCUCAUCUUUCGGCAGCGUCGCACUUGUUCCGUAACCCCAAGCCGGUCAGUCACGGUCUUGUGGGGCUCGCGUCUUUGCAAGACCUGCUGGGAUCGCAUUCGGUGUGGGCUUCAACGGUGGCGACGAUGUGCGUUGGCGCCGCAUUCAUCCGAGGACAUGAGAGGCGGCAGGCUGUCGAUAUCAAGCGCUGUGGUUCGCAUCGAGCGGGUGGCGUGUCAACGCCUCUUGAGAGCGCCCAGCACGGGUCUUUCAAUCUUGGGCAGCAUCAACAUUACUAAGCAGGCUUCCUCGAGCACCACCACCCCACUCGCGUCUGCUGGCAGUUCUUGCCUUCUUCAGUUCGCAUUGCUUCGUGUAUUUCUCUUCGAUCCCCGCAGUAACAGCGUCAUGCCCUGUUCAAGCACCUUCUUCCUGGUCACAGCAGCAGCUUUCGCUCUGCUGAUUGUCGGGAGCUGUCAUACAGCGAGAGCUCGCCG
Ceraceosorus bombacis is the source of this 1103-nucleotide messenger RNA. Lineage: Eukaryota; Fungi; Basidiomycota; Exobasidiomycetes; Ceraceosorales; Ceraceosoraceae. The record is from the annotation of a GenBank genome assembly.